Cylicocyclus nassatus is the source of this 2046-nucleotide messenger RNA. The record is from the annotation of a GenBank genome assembly. NCBI's taxonomy places the organism in Eukaryota, Metazoa, Nematoda, Chromadorea, Rhabditida, Strongylidae.
UUCGCUGAUUCGCCAUUGAAUGCACUCUGACAAUUCAUUAGAAUAAACGUCUUAACUGUUUUAUACCAUCGUUUCACAGCGCUUGUAUCAAUGCUCUACAUAGGCCCUAUAGUGUCGUUGUAUUACUCAGGAGAAGGAGCCCUAAGUUUUUACUUCAUUUUCAGAUGAGGGUAGUUCCUCUGUCUUGGAUUAGACGGAGGUGUUUCUCAAAAAGUGUUGUAUAUCUAUGCAAUAGCAAAGAAGCUCAGCUGCCUAGUGUCGCUAAACUGCAAAUAAAAGAGUUGGCAAAGUCAGAUUUGCCAAUCGAAAAGCUCUCACUUUCUAGAGGGCUUGCUAUGAACAAAUUUGAAAAGGAUUUUAUGAUCUACCCUGAAUAUACGGAUACUGAUGAUGUCAAAGCAAUACAAGGAUUUACAGAGAUCUUGAGGAAGUCCCUGGAAUUGUCAAUUGACCGCGGGGAGCUUGAAAAGCAUGGUUCAUUGACAGAUUCAGUCAAAGCUGCUCUUCAGGAUAGCGCUGUAUAUUCCGCCUUUAUUCCCUCUGCUUAUGAAGGCCUAGGGCUAGGAUAUAAAGAUAGAAUGAAAAUAUUCGAGGAUCUCAACAUAGAUUGGAAUUUAUAUGCAAAUGUUGCUUCUGUGAAGUCUCUUGUUAACAUAUUACUGUUAUAUGGUUCAGACGAGAUGAAGGAAAAGUAUUUUCCUUCAAUAGCUAGCGGGAAAUGCCGCCCAAUUAUCGCUUUUGUAGAUGACUCCAGUCCAUCUACAAGCGCUGUAAUCAUAGGAGAUAGCCGCACCAAAACCAUUCUCAAAGUUGAAAAUACACGCUGUACAGGAAUGCAUAAUGCCAAUCUUGCGCUACUUUUCGCAAAGUCUAAGGAUGGGUCUUUCUCGUGCUACAUCGUUGAUCGUUCGGACUUGAAAGAGCAAGAUAAAUGGGAGUUCAAAAGAGACGACACCAUUGGACUAAAGGCAUUUGAUGUUGGCACUCUCAAUUUGUUGGCCAUUGUUCAAGAUGAGCAGUUGCUCGGAAAACUAGGACAGGGAACUGAGAUACGAGAUGAGCUAGUUUCUGCUGCUCGGUUACCACUAGCAGCAGCUACCAUCGGUUUUGGAAAACGUUUGCUCCAUGAUCUGGCUUCCUUAUGCAACAAAACACCAAGUACAAGAAGGGAAAACGCUGUGGUAUCUGAUGAAUCUUUGAUGCAGUACACUACCACCCAGUUUGCCCUGAAGCUAUACAUCCUUGAAUCUGCAUCUUAUUAUCUCGCUGGUCUUCUAGAUGAGCGGCUACCAGUUGUUCUAGACAUUGAAAAUGCUUUAAUCCACAAAUUGACGAGGGAUGUUUUGAUUAGUAGCAUAGCUACCUGUGUAAAUUUGGCAGGAAUACAUUCGACCAAUCCCGCUUUACAGUUUGAGAAGAACAUAAGAGACGUUACCACGUUGUUAUCCAUGACUCGCGAUGAAGCCAGCGUUGAAAAUGUUGCUAUAGCCACACUUUCGUCAUGGACCAUAGGCCACAAGAGGAUAGUGAGCUCUUUGAAGCGAUUUUUUGGACAAGAACGGCUGGCAGAUGAAAUGGAUCAUCCUAGACUGACGCACUACAUCGCUGAGCAUGCGCACCCUUCACUUCAAAUGGCCUGUCAAGACUUGGAGUUCUCGAUAUCGCGUGUGAAUAAUGUUAUUACAAAGCUUAUCAAUGAACAAGGAAAGAAUCUUGACAAGGACUAUGCUACUUUAGAUCGCUUAGUGACGGUACUUCAGAACCAUCUAGCUAUGGUUGCAGUGAUUUCUAGGUCGUCAAGAUCGUAUUCUAUAGGACUUCGAAAUAGUGACAUAGAAAUAGCCUGGUCUACUUUCAUAUGCUCAAAGUUGUCGCGAGAAAAUUGGUUCCUGCUCAAAGAACUUGAUGACUACUUUGGACUACUUCGGCUCAAUCCCUCACUAUUGAAUGUCGGAAGAGCCGUGUUUGAUAUGGGUGGAUACCAAAUAGAAUCACCUCUAGAACGAAACUGGUAGAUAGUAGAGAUAAAAUUUUACCAUAUUCUGU